AUGUUCAAAGUUUUUGCCUUAGGAAAACCCAUGAGUUUUGCCACAUCACUUGCACCAGAGGUUCAGGAUGUAAUCCCUUCCGGACUUGUCAGAGAGACUCCAUAUCUGACUCAUUCGAUUUUCAAUAUUUAUCAUAUGGAGCAUGAGCUACUAAGAUACAUUAGUAAGCUGCAGUCAAAGGAUCUGUCAUUAUGCCACAGUAUGAUUCCUUUGGGAUCUUGCACCAUGAAGCUUAAUGCAACUACAGAGAUGAUGCCUGUGACAUCAGCCUUUGCAGAUAUGCAUCAUUUUGCUCCUACCCAACAUGCAUAGGGGUAUCAGGAAGUGUUCAAGAAUUUGGGGGACAUUCUGUGUACCAUAACCAGAUUUGACUCUUUCUCUUUGCAACCAAAUGUUGGAGCUGCUGGAGAAUAUGAAUGCACAGUGGAGGUUGGAUUAACUAGUCCAUGGUGGAUUGGGGUUGAUGUUUGUCAUCUAAACCUUCACAAGACAUUUUGCAUUCCACAUGGUGGUGGUGGGCCUGAAAUGGGCCCCAUUGGUGUGAAGAAACACUUGGCACCCUACUUGCCUUCACACCCUGUGGUUGCCACUAGAGGCAUACCAACCCCUGAGAAGAGUAACCCACUUGGCACGGUUUCAGCAGCACCUUGGGGUUCAACACUUAUCUUGCCUAUAUCAUAUACAUACAUUGCCAUGAUGGGAUCUCAAGGACUUACAGAUGCAUACAAUAUACCUAUCUUGAAUGCAAACUAUAUGGAAAAACGUCUUGAGAGUCACUAUCCCAUUCUUUUCCGUGGUGUGAGUGGAACAGUUGCCCAUGAGUUCAUCGUUGAUUUCAGACCCUUGAAAACAAGUGCUGGAAUAGAGCCAGAAGAUGUUGCAAAACGUCUGAUUGAUUACCAGUUUUAUGGUCUAACUAUGUCAUGUUCAAUUCCAAGAACACUAAUGAUUGAACCCACUGAAAGUGAAAGCAAGGCUGAGUUGGAUAGGUUUUGUGAUGCUUUGAUCUCCAUUAGACAAGAAAUAGCAGAAAUUGAGAAAGGAACAGUGGACAUCAACAACAAUGUCAUCAAGGGAGCACCUCAUCCACCACAACUACUCAUGGCCGAUAAGUGGACAAAACCAUACUCCGGAGAAUAUGCAGCUUACCCUGCACCAUGGCUUCGUGCAACUAAGUUUUGGCCUACUACAUGCCGUGUGGACAAUGUGUAUGGUGAUCGGAACCCUUCAGCCACCACAUGA
Lactuca sativa (garden lettuce) is the source of this 1242-nucleotide messenger RNA. The record is from RefSeq and is a predicted model, not a curated record. Lineage: Eukaryota; Viridiplantae; Streptophyta; Magnoliopsida; Asterales; Asteraceae.